CCAACCGGAGGUGUCCUGUGUGCAGCGGGUGAUCAGUCAGACUCAGUCCUGUGUGUGUGAACAGGGGUUAGUCGUGUCCACUAACAGCAGCUGCAGUGUGGAGUGUACAUUACAGUGCGCUGUGCCUCAUCACUGCUGCUGCAGCUCCACGAUCGAGGCUACAACUCCAACCAAAUUUAAAAAAAAAAAAAAAAACCCAAAAACCUCCCUCCGAAAAGCAGCGCCUGUGGUUUCCUCCUCCUGCCUCUCAGAGCCGCAAUGAAGGAAUGUAUUCGUUUGUUCUGAAGUGUCGCUGCUCACGGACAUGAGGACUUUUCCCCGCGUCGAGUGAAGAUCAGGAAAAAACCGGACCUGUCGAUCCACACCGGCAACUCCUGCAGCAUCCUCCAAAAAACAAACAAACAAACAAAAAAAAAAAGACAAACACCUUUACUUCUUCUUUUCUCAGACUGGACACAGACUGACUGGCUGGCUGACUGACUGGCUGACUGACUGCAGGGCUGGAUAAAUGGAUAAUAACGCCGCAAAUUCGGAGAAAUCGCAACUGAUACACGAGAAGAAUGCCAAGAUGUAUUCACUAAAACUACAAAGGUGGGAGAAAUGUCACGUCUCAUUUGACUGCAGCUGCAUGGAGAGUAAUACUGCAUGUGGGAAUAUGAUGCUAUUUUACCUAAACAAACCUAAUGUUCAAUUUUGCUCAUGCAUCCGAUGCAACAUGUUCAUCAAGAAUGUGAAAAAAAAAACUUAAAAAAAAAAAAUCAUGUCAAGUUUGAAGAAAGUGACCACUCCUUCCCAGACUCCAAAGAGCAGUACCCCGACUUCCCUUUUCAGAAUGGAGGCGUGGCCGGCGCCAUCGAGCUGAAACGACCCAUCGGCGCCCACUGCCACGGCGCCAAAGCCUCGGCGUGCGACGACAGCGUGGACAAGAUGCUGGCCAAGAAGAAACUCUACAUCGCCUCGGCCAUCUGCCUCGUCUUCAUGAUCGGCGAGGUGAUAGGAGGCUACCUGGCCCACAGCCUGGCCAUCAUGACUGAUGCCGCCCACCUCCUCACAGAUUUUGGCAGUAUGAUGGUGAGCCUGUUCUCCCUGUGGAUCUCCUCCAGACCGCCCACCAAAACCAUGAACUUUGGUUGGCACAGAUCAGAGAUACUCGGGGCGUUCGUCUCCGUCAUGUCCAUCUGGAUCGUGACGGGGGCUCUGGUCUAUUUAGCCACCGAAAGGAUCGUGCGCAAUGACUAUGAGAUUGAUGGCCAUGUAAUGUUAGUCACCUCCGGGUGUGCUGUCAUCGUAAAUAUUAUUAUGGCUUACAUCCUCCAUCACUCCACCACCUUCCACGCUCACGGCAGCGGUUAUCACCACAUCGACGAGGACGGUCAGAGCCCCGUCGCACACGGCCACGCCCACACGCUUCUCGGCGGCCACGGCAACACGAGCGUCCGUGCCGCCUUCAUUCACGUGGUGGGAGACCUGCUGCAGAGUGUCGGCGUCAUGGUGGCGGCCAUCAUCAUCUACUUUCGGCCUGAGUACAAAGUUGCAGACCCCAUCUGUACAUUCCUGUUUUCUGUCUUUGUGCUCUGCACCACUGUCACCAUCCUCAGAGACGUCUUCAGGAUACUCAUGGAAGGUUCUCCUAAAGGAAUAGAGUUUAACUCGGUGAAGGAGGUGCUGCUGUCUGUGAAAGCUGUGAAGUCAAUGCACAGUCUGCACCUCUGGGCCCUGACGCUGGGCCAGGCACUGGUCUCCGUUCACCUGGCCAUAGAGGAGGGCGCCAACCCUCAGUCUGUGCUGCAGGAGGCCACCGAUCUGCUCCACACCAAGUUCGGUUUCUACAGCAUCACCAUCCAGGUAGAGCUCUACUCUGAAGACAUGAGCCACUGCUCCCACUGCCAGGACCCCAGUGACUGAUACCGAUACUGGACUGAACUGGACUGGACUGCGACAGGACAUGGAACGGCUCAAGCACAUUCUCAUUCUCUCUGGGUGGGCUGCACCGGUGAGAGAUGUAUCCACAAAGCAGCUUCCUGUUAAAAAAAAAUAAAGUGGACUGAGGUUUUGGUAGAUUCUUUUUGUUCGCCACAAGAAAAAAGACAGAGAAUUCAUCCAUGUGUUGGUUGUCAAGCGCUGACGCAGGAGCUCCAUGCUAACAAGGGCCGUGCUAACUAAGUCCUCCUGGAUGUAUGGUGCUCCAGUCCUCUGGGUUUCAUGGGGUUUUCACCAAAUACUGGAAAUAUUUGAGAAGAACUGAGGUAAAGUGAGGUUAAACUGCACAUGGGGUAAAUAAGAUGCUGUCUUGUAAAGACAGAGCCCAGACGAAGACAGCUUUCCUGUCCCAACAAAUACACAACAGAGCCGUAAGGCCUGCUUCAUCUCACCUCAUUCUUGUCGUCCAAAGUUUGGACUCAUGUCACUAAAACACAAGUUCAUAUUACAGUCCUGCUUCUCAAAUGAUUACUUAUUGAUAGGUACAUUAUAAGUUAUCUAUAAUAGCAAAAUUUGAUCACCACUUUCACUAGCUAGCUCACAGCUAGUUCAGUUUAAAGUAGCUGAAAACCUUUAAUGAACUCAUCACUGCAGCUCAAUAAGAAAGUUAAAAGUGUUUUACUCACACUCGAAUCUCCACAUACGCUGCCAUAAAAUGUGCAUUAAUAUGACCGACCAACAGGAACAGCAGGCGUCCUUUUGAAGCACAAAUGUAAAAAUGGGACCAGGUGUUGUAUGUACUGAAUGGAUGCUAGGCCACUUCUAGAGUACCAGUAGUUAUAAACAAUGUUAUUUGGUUUUCUGUUCAACCUCUAUAGUCCUAUACUUAAAUAAAUAAAAUGACAUAUUAAAAUCAAUUUAAAUAAUGAUAAAAUAUAAAUAUACUAUAUUUAUAUUUAACUAUAUAGAACACUGCCUGAUUUUUAGUAUCUCAUGUAAAUUCAGGAAACUGCCAGAUAUAGGAGCACGUGUUGUUCUCUAUCACUUUACAGAACUAGGGCUAUUACUUAUUUUCUAACCUCCCUGAUAAAGCUACAUAUACACAAUAAUAAUCAUUCAAAUCCCAAUAUACUAGUAUGAAGCAAACAAUAACAACUGUUAGUAUGGAGCUCCUGAUGUAAUGACCCACCGGGGACAUAUGGAUGACUUUGAUGUCUGUACCUUCAUCGCUACCUGAAAGCACACCAUCAUCUACCAGAUUCUCACUCAACAAUCCACUGUCAUCUUUGUUCCAUCAGCCGGCCUCCCACUGAAGGUCAGACUGGGUGAUCUGCACUGCUAGCUGCUCAUAAAUGACAUUUUUAAAGAGUUUUACUUAAUUUACUUUAAUUUAUUCUUGACAUAAAGUCAUUGCAAGCAUCUUUUAUGGAAGAAAGGCAUGAAUAAUACCUCCUUACAAAUAUAAAUUUGUACAUACUGCUGGUUGUUGCCUUAGAGAGAUCACGGGAAGAGCGAGGGUCAGAUUGUGUGGUUACAAUACACCAUGCAGACCUUUAAACCUGCUGAUUAGUACAGCAAGGGUAAAUAUCUUUACCAUUUCAAUCCACAUAUCCGUGACAUUUGUCCUUAAAUGGAGCUUAAAAACAGCAGCUAUCAAAUUUAAUACACGACUGACAGACAACAACUAGUAAUCAAUGAUGUCAGUGCAGCCUCUCAAGAUAUUUCCAGGCUUUGGGACGUGCAAACCUUUUGAUUUAGGAAAAAAGGCAUUGUUAAGUCCCAGUAAACCCUGAGGUGGAAAAGUACAAAUGUCGAGGAUUUUGGUAAAAAUGAGUCCUGGUCUGGAUCCUUCGCACAGGUCUUAAAACCUACAGUAUCCUGACCUGUGCUCCCAUUAAACCUUAAGCUAUAAUUCACCAAAACAUACUGGCUCAAGUGUCUAAUAAUUCAGCCAAAUCUGGGCUUGACCAAACUUGCUCCUGUACUGUAUAUCAUACCAAAGAUCUGUCUCCAUGCUGGGAGGGUUGGAGGGUCAGGAAAAUAAGAUCAUUUUUACACGAGUAAACAUCUCGAUUUGAGCUAAAUUCACUGGAAAUAUAAUGAUUGAUAUGUAAUUGAUGCUUCUUACAAUACAGACAACCACAAAGCUGGACACAUUAAGGGCUAUUUUUGAUGGUAGGUCUUUUAGUAAUUUUGUUGUGUUGCAGGCAUUUCUUUGUUUCAGUUUCCAGAGUCACACACACACACACACACACACACACACACAAAGCUCUAUAAAAUCACCUUGAGAGCGAGCUAAUGGUGGGCAGAGUAUUGAUACGGACUGAGCUGGAGGAGAAUGAAUAAGUGUCAGGCUGAAAAAGCAUUCAGCCACUUCCACUGAGCAGACGUUCAAGUCUGAGGGCAAAAGUGAUUUAGUCCAGGAGUCGGACGAUUAGUUUGAGCUUCACGCUAUCAUCCAUCUCAUCUAUCUCUCAUUCCUCCUGUAGCUCCAGUGUUCCCCAUCCAUCUGCUGUACGUCUCUCUGCUCCCUAAGCUGUCAUCUAUCCGUCCGCCUAUCCAUCCAUCCAUCCAUUUGAGCUUCGCAAGUCAUACAGCAACAGUUUUCAGUUACUUUUUUAGUUUGCUGACCGAUAAAGUGCAAAUUCAUUGUAGUGUUCCUGCUGCCAUAAAGAUCUAGUGACAGUAGUUUUACCAAGACUAAUGCUACAUUGCCGCACCGUUGGCAGAACAGGUGAACCUCGCAUUUUUCCAACUUUGAGGAUAUUCAACCAUUCAAAGAUGGUUAGUCUACUACAAGAAAUGUCAUAUUAAAAAUUCACAACUGGCUACAUUCAUUUUUAAAUAUUUAUAGCAAUUUGUUAACAAGGGAAACCCGAUGCAAAGAAAUAGUAUAUAGCUCCAUUUUAAUUAGCUGAAUCAAAUUAAUAUUGGGUUUCAUUCUGAUCCAUCUUCCAGCGUCAGUGGCUUUGCAGCCAUUCUCUCACUCGUUGGUUGACAUUUCUGUAGCUCUUUUCAUCAAGUAUGGGAUAUCAUAGUUGUCAGAAAUUCCCCCUUUUCUUUUCGAAAUUACACUGUGAACGAUAUGACACGAACACGGCAUCCGAGCCCCGUUAGCAACAGCAGCUCAGAGAAGCUGCUGUUGUCAACGUCAUGGUAAGAUGUUCACCGGUUGUCAUUGUAACCUAUUAAAUAAACUUGCUAACCGGUUUGCUGAUAUCUUACAGCCUUGUUGCUUAAGUGGCGGAAUAUAUAAAAAUCGGACAUUAGGUCGGCACUAGAACAGGUCAAAGAGGGUUAGGAGGGUUUAUUAGCUUGUUCUAGCUUGACUCAUUACAAUUCAUCACUGUAAUCAGGUUAUACUAGUGUGCAAGCUCUUGUGUCCAAGUGUGAAUUUUGGGGUAAAGAUCACACUAAAAGGAAAUGGGAUCAUUGAAAUUAACAAGGUUCAUGGAGACCAAACCAAUAUUCACAGCAAGUUUUACAGCAGUCUAGUCAUUUGUUAUGUUGGGUACAAAACUGAUAACUUGAGACGCGGGGGAGGUGCUAGGCACCGUAUAUUAAACUAAAAGUUGUCUGGGGAAUAGGAAUGUGCUCACUAAAUUCAAAGUGGAAAUUUGCAGAUGAAUGCAGAUGUAAUAAGAAAUAAGAGCCAUUAGAUUACCAGGAUCAACACAGUUCAUCCUCUGGGGACCAUUAAAGUCCAGAGAAAUUUUCACAGUACUCUGUGGUGUUGACAACAAAACUGAUAAUUUGACCAAAUUAAGGAGUUCAUCCACUGGGGAGCAGGAAUAUGCCCAGAACAUAUACUCAUAGAUUUUGUUAUUUCAUGCGUACACAUGGAAAUCUUGGGCUAAUGGUAGUAUUUGAGGAAAAGAUCAUGGGAUUAUCAAAUUCAUAAGAAUUAGAUGAUUAAGCUUCAUCAUCUAGGGACAGUGAAUAUCUGCUUAUUAGUUGUCUUUUCUUAUCUACUGGGAGGCACUAGAGUAAAAGCUAAAUGACAUGGCAAAGUGCCCUGUAGAUUGCAUUACUUCUUGUGUACAUGUGGACAUUUUAGGGUGAUAAUGGCACUAGAGAAAGACUCAUCCUCUGGUGACAAUGAAUAUACACUGAAUAUUAUACAGCUAUCCUGGUCAUUAGUUGUUGUGUGCAAAACUGAUCAUGAGGUCUGAGAGAGGCACUAGGGGAAAGGUUGUGUAAUGAACAAAAUGGUAAAGAGUUCAUCCUCUGGAGAGCAGGAUUGGCUCAGAGUAAUACAUGGUAAACUGCCAUUUAGAUAAUUAUUUCUUGAGUACAUGUGGACAUUUUAGGCUGGUCAUAGCACUUGAGAAAAGACUGAUCUAAUAAUUUGGUGACAGGGAGGCACUAGGAGAAAAGGUUGUGUAAUGAACAAACAAAAGAAAGUUCAUUUUCUGGGGAGCUGGAACAUGCUUUAAUUUGAUAGCAAACUGCCCAAUCAAAUUAAAUUUAAUGAAAUUUUGGGCUGAUGGUGUUGCUAGUGGGAUGAUCACGGUGUCAUCAAGAUCAUUAGGAUUCAUCCUCUGGGGACCAUAAACACCAACAGCAUGUUUCAUGGAACUUGGUACUAGCCAAUGCUUUGGACUUGAGUAAAAAGAAUAAUUUUUUAUCAUUUGCACCAAUAAGAAUGGGCAAUGAGCCAAACGACAUGCCUGUAAUGUUUCACAGCUACUAUAAAGUGUUGAUGUUGAUAGUUGCUUUUAAAGAAAGGACAAUUGUACAUUGUAAACGCCUCAAUGACAUCCAUUCUGAUCCAAAUACUUGCAUGGUUGUUAGCUGUUACUCAAUAUCAUGUACAGUAAGACGUUUCUUGUUCAACUGCCAAUCAAAAUAUGUUGAUAGACCAUGCGGAGGAUAAAUCAAAAAAAUAUCUUCUUUAAAAUUCUAUAUUUUCACUGAUUUUUAAUGAGAUCCUGUAUAUUUAAAUACACUUUUCCUUUUAAAAUCACGCAGAAUGAGAAUAUAUAUGGAUCCAACAGCUAUGAAUACUAAGUUAAAACUAAGUGAAUGUAACGAAGACCAAUGCAGUUUACUGUACCAGUUUUGAUAUAAAUGCAUAUACUCCUGCAGAGUUAAACUGGAGGCAAAGUAUUCUGAAAAAGUUUGUUUCAUUCCAGAAAAACACAGUUCCUGUUUGUUCACUAUGAAAGUCUAAUGUUUGAGAAUGCUCUCUGUAUUGUGCUGUUGCUGUCUGUGACAAUUAUACUUUGUGUGACUGUUGUAAAUAUGUCAAAUAUUGUGUAUUAUCUGUGUAUGAUUUUGUGUAUACUUGUGUAAAUACAUUUAUCUUCCUUGUACAAUCGGUCUUUAAAAAGCCCUAUUUGUCUAUGUGUUCUGGUGAUAACGCGUAACUCCACUGUCACAUCUGUGAUGUUUGAUAUUUCAUUUUUAUGUAUGCCAAGAGUUUUUUGUAAAGUGAAAUAAAAG
This is a messenger RNA of Seriola aureovittata, 7365 nucleotides long. It is a transcript of the gene slc30a2, whose product is annotated as solute carrier family 30 member 2. NCBI's taxonomy places the organism in Eukaryota, Metazoa, Chordata, Actinopteri, Carangiformes, Carangidae. The transcript is spliced from 8 exons. The coding region runs from base 700 to 1905 and encodes 401 amino acids. Gene Ontology annotation, biological process: zinc ion transmembrane transport; response to zinc ion. The record is from RefSeq and is a predicted model, not a curated record. Gene Ontology annotation, molecular function: zinc ion transmembrane transporter activity. Gene Ontology annotation, cellular component: plasma membrane.